This is a messenger RNA of Phyllotreta striolata, 4457 nucleotides long. The record is from the annotation of a GenBank genome assembly. NCBI's taxonomy places the organism in Eukaryota, Metazoa, Arthropoda, Insecta, Coleoptera, Chrysomelidae.
CAACCGUCACCGUCAAAAAAAUAAGCGCCAUUGAUAAUUGUUUGUGAUUCGCCACUACUGUUUACUUUUGUAAUUUGUCGAACCUGCGUGUCGUGUUGGUCUCAUAGAUUUGUUUUUAUGCCAAUUCCCUACAAGUCGUUCUCGUAAACAUGAAGAAGGCGAAUUUCAAAGUAGGCGAUAAAGUGUUCGCCAAAGUCAAGGGCUACCCCCCAUGGCCAGCUCACAUUGUCGGGGAAAACGGCAAAAAGUUCAAUGUGGAAUUUUACGGCACUGGCGAAACUGGUUCGAUUAAAAAAGAAGACCUAUUUUACUUCUUAAAGUACAAGGAAAAAUUGCAGAAACCCCUCAAGCGGAAAGAUUACAUCGAUGCGUUCGAGCAAAUAAACGAGGCCAUAGAGAACGAUGGAGGCGAUGGUGAUGAAUCGACUAAUACUAACGUCUCAACCCCAAACGUCUCCAUGAACAUAUCGAACGUCAGUAGCGUCGAGUCUGAGAAAGGUAAUGAAAAGAAAAAUGUCAAAAGGAAACGGUCGUUACCUCGAGACAACCAAAUCGAUUCUAGUACGCCUACGAAGAAAUCGGCGCGGCUCAGUAAAAUUCACGAAGAUGCUCAGAAGAUCGAGAAAGAAGAACCCGAAGAGGAAAAGAUGGAAUUGCCGGUGUCUCCGAAAAAAUCGCCCAAAACUCCGAAAGUCUUGAAACAGGUCGAGGAGCAAAAGGACGGUAAAGAGGAGAAGAAGCCCAAAGAGGGUAAAGCUGAUAAAAAAGAUAAAGUUGUUAAGAAAGUUAAAACGGGAAAAAAAGAUAAAGAAGAUAGUAAAAAUAAAGCGGAUGACGAAGGGAAACCGGAAGCUGAUGAAAAAGCUGAAGAAGGAGAUAAAGUAGAGGAAAAAGAUAAAGUAGAGGAAGUAGAUAAACCAGAUGAAAUAGAUGAAGCACAAGAUGUAGACAAGCCAGAUGAAGAAGAAGACGAGAAAGUAGAUGAAGAAAAAGAUGAUAAAGCAGUUCAAGAAGAUAAGGCAGAUAAAGAAGAUGUACUGGCUCCCGAAGUCGAUGAAGAGAAGAAGGAAGAGCCGAUACCAAAAGCUUCACCAAUUCAACCAGCUGUGGUUGAGACCGCUGCUAAGGAAGAAAAAACUGACGUGAAAACGAAUAAAAUUAAAAAAGAAAAAUUGGAGGAAAAGAUCAAGAUAGAUCUGGUAAUGGAAAGGGCCCUUAAAAAUAAUAUUGCUUAUGCCGAGCACGUCAGAAAAUCACAGAAAUUUUACAAAGAACGACCGAUCGAACCGAGACAAGACGACAGCAACCAAGUACUGCCGGUGAAACUGAAGUCCGGUAAAAUAGCCGGCAUUAAACUUCACCUAACGUGGCCUCUGAAAUUUCAAAACGAGUACGAUCGCGCCAUCUACGACGAAUCGGUGGCGAAGAGAGUGCUCGAAACGAAAGAGAAAAUUCUGAAAGCCGACGAGGAAAUCGACGAGAACGCGGAAGGGAUCGUACCGGACAUACAAAUGUCCGAGGACGGGGUGAUUCAAAUGACUUCGCUGAAGGAGGUCGAAGUUAAGAAAGCCCGCAUAGCUAGGCUGAAUUUAGAAGCCGAACUGUUGGGGCUGGAUGUUAAGAUAAAAAAUUGCUUAGCUCUCAAUAAGGCGGAUCCGAAAAUAGCUAUAGGCUAUCUAGAGGAGAUUUAUAAACUGGAAUUCGACGAUGUGGUGCUCAAGAAACACCUUCAUAUCGUCGAAAUGGUGAGAAGACUGAGAAAGUACGUUGGAAAUAUUAAAGAAUGGAAUCUGAGCAACGAUUCGUUGGCGGAGUUUUCAAAAGAGGCCAAAAAAGUUCGAGAAAUCGCCGAGAAAAUUUACGCCAAGUUCAAGAAAACCGUAAAAUUGCCCGAAAAUUGUUUGAGUUUCUUUGAUGGCUUUACAGAGUUGGUAAAUAAAUUCAAAGCGGAAUGCAAGGAAUUAGAAUUAACAGAGACUGAUAUAUUUGUCUUGAGUGCUGAACCCAGAUCUCGACAAGCUUUUUUAAGUAGACUUGAUGAAAAGGAAGCGGAAAAGGUUGCGACAAGUAAUCUCCUUUCAGCGCAAAAUAAUCUCGUGAAUGGGACGGCGGAAGCAGUUGAAGAUGGAAAUGCGACAUGAUUCAGAUUGGUCAAAGUACGCAAAGUUCUACGAUCCGAUCAAAAUAGGCUCGAUCGAUGGCACUGACGUGGAGCCCCAUGACAGGGCUAUCGAGAGGGCAGUGAAUUCAACGUAUGUGCCCAAUAGGCACGUCAAAGGCAAACCCAGCUGCACUCUUUUCGUUAGCAGACUCAAUCACAACGUAACCAAAGAGACCAUAAAAGAAAUAUUCUCGAAAUAUGGUAAACUGAAGCGAUUUCGAUUAGUCAAAGACAUCGUAACAGGUAUGCCUAAAGGGUACGCUUUUAUCGAGUACGAAGAAGAAAGUUCGGCUGAAGAAGCCUACAGGGAGGCUAAUAAGAUGAAUGUUGAGGGUAGCAUUAUUUUUGUGGAUUUCGAGUGUGAACGGUUGUUAAAAGGAUGGAAACCUCGAAGGCUGGGAGGAGGUUUUGGGGGCCAAAAAGAAUCUGGGCAAUUGAGGUUUGGUGGGCGAGACAGGCCUUUUAGAAAACCGAUUAGUUUGGAAUUGAGGGAAGAAGAGGAGAGACGAGAUAGGCAAAGAAGACUGGCGGCUAAAGAUGAAAGGGAGCGGGAUAGAAGACGAAGAAGAAGGCCCAGGUCUCCUAGAAGUAGAAGCUAAGGUAUUAUUAUAUUAAUAAUUUCGGUUCUGUAGUAAACUUUAUUUUGGUAAAUUCUACAAAACUAAUAAAGUAACAGCAGAAACAAAAUUGCAUAUUAAUAACAAAUUAACAUUAAAAAUUACCCCUACUUUUUACUGUAAAUAUAAAAUAAAUAAAUUUUUCUAAUGUAUAAAAAUAUAUUGAAUUAUUUUCAAGAUAAGUAAACUGCAAAUGUUAAUUAAGUUAAUCUUCCUUGUUUGUCGCCUUAGUUAAUUUAGUUUAAAUCGGCUGCUUUCUGGCUAAAAAUACAACUUUAAAACUACAACAAAAAUAUUUUUAUAAAAAAAAUAUACUUUCUAUGCAUAAUAAAAUAAUUAAUAAAAUUAAAGGUUCUACAAAAAUUUUAAAAGCGAAAUCAAUUCACAGCUUUACGAAUAUUUUACAAAUAUUGUAUUCUUUAGUGUAAAUCCUUUUCAUCUUUCUGAUCUCGACACUGAGAAAUAAAAUUAUUGAACGCAAUCAUGAGGGGUUUUUACGAAUAAAAUAAAUUAGCAUUUUCUAAAAUUAACUUGUAACGUGAACAAUUUGUUUUGAUUAAAAUAAUAAAAAUUCUUGUAAAUAAAUAAUGUUUAAAAUUAAAAUAAUAUUCUGAAAUGCUUCAUAAUCUAACAACUGCCCUCAAAACUUUUUCAUUAAAUUUUCGUCAACCUUUCUUUGAGGUUUAUACGCUUCUCUUCAAAUUUUUUACAAAAAUUAAAAUAACAAACAUAACUUUAAACAAAAAGAGUAACAGCAAUUUGAAUAAGUAUAGUUGAAUACGAGAUUUAUGUAAUAAAAUAUAAAAUAUUACAACAUGGAGAUAUAAUACUUAUGUCUAAUCCUAAAAUAACAGAACAACAAAUAAAAUUUUUGUGCAUAGUAUUGUAACUAAUCUAUAUUUCGGGAUUUAUCUCUCGAAUGGCAAGAAAAUCCUAUAUCCUAUUGUUUUCCUCCCCUAUAUAUACAGUUUUGGUAAACGUUUAGCAAAUUGGCAUCACCAUUCAACUAAAUGAUGAUGCCGAUUUUUAUCGAAACGUCUCACUAUACAAUACUAUACUGAUUUUUUUUAAUUUUAUUUAAACAAAUUGUAAAAUACUGACCAACGCUGUACAGCGACUUUUCUUUAAUCUAAAACCAAUUCAAUCACAUUAAUUUCCCAUUAUUGCACAACUUUUAAAUAUCGUAAAUUUAAAUUAAAUUAUUGAGUGUGGAUUUUAAAGAAUAUGAAUUUAUAAGUAAUUUGCAUCAUAUGUACUAUUCGAGUUCGUAUCUGUAAAUUAAGUGAGUCUCCAAGUAAUAUAUUCAUCAUAUAAGAGAAUAUCUUGCAGAGUUUCCAACUUCUUUUUCUAUCACUGAAUUUACAAAUAUCCUCAGAUAUUUUCACGUUUUUUUGCCUACUAUUCCAAAAACAAUCCAGCAAACACAGAAUUUGAUCCAACGAAUUGAUACAGGCCUUUCAUCGUUUCCGAUUUUCCCAGAUUUAAUUUCGUGUUCAUCUGACAAGGCACAUAGCAAACUCAAGUUAGUCAGUACUUUAAAACGAACGAAAAGUACAGAUUAUAAUAUAUCGUUUUUCUUUUCAAACAGGAUUGUCUAUGCUUUUAUUACUUGUUUAGUCUGGAGGUAGAUAGCUAAACAGUUUGAAUUUGUUUCUGAUGUGCGGCCGGACGUCUUCCUU